UACUUUCUCCUAAAAAUAAUUUGUCAUUAUUAAUUUUUUUUAUUUACAGAAAAUACUUUUUAAAAUAAAUUACGCAUGCGUGAGUAUUAAAAAAAGCGUAAAUGUUGCGCGCGCUUCAGAUAUUAUUAAUCCCCUUGAAAAAAAGCAUCCCCCCAUAGCCGUCUCUUCCGGUGGUUAGUUCGCAGUUGGUUGCUUUCGACGUUUACCAGCCUCAGUCCCUUCAGUCUUAAAUUUGGUCUUCAUCCUGACACUAGUCCACUGCAAUCACAAUAAUUUUUAUACUUUUUUACUGUGACGAAAAAAAUUAACAGCUGGUAUAGAGAAGAGCUAUGAGUCAAGAUCAAGAAAAAGACGCAAGCAUGGAUAAAAAAGAAAUAGCUGAAGAGGAGCGAGAAAAAAUGUUGAAUGAAGAAAAUACAAAACAUACGGGAUCAACGCCAGCUACUGAUGAAACUGAAGAGAAGCCAAAGAAAAAAAUUCCCAUUGGUGGAAUAAAGAUGCCUGGGUUUUGUCGAACUAAGAGCAAAGAGCCAUGCAAGGAGGAGGGAAAAGCUGAGACUACUGAAGAACCCGGCGCCGAGGGUACUAAGGAAGAAAACUUGACAGAGAAGCCGACCACCCCGUCAAAAGAAAAGGAGAAGGAAAAGGAAGCGAGACGGGGGUUAUUAAAUGCCAUUAGAUUGCCGCUUGUUUCGGUUUUCCCGAAGAAGAAGAAGGAAACUGAUGCAGAACUAGGCGCAACUGCCGGUUUAGCCAGCGUCGAGACCCUCGGAGACGGAGCGGAGAAGCCCGAGACCGAAGACGGCAUGGAAACCGUCCGCUUAGACGGCGGCGACGCCACCGAGGACCCGCCCUCCAAAAACCACCCCCUCGCCGUCUGGAUCGCGGUCGCGCGUCGCAACCGACUAGUCACCGGUGCCGUGCUCCUGAUUCUGCUGAUCACCAUCAUAAUAAUCAGCGUCGCCUGCGCGGGACCCCAGCAGCUCAUCAAAGCUCCCGUGAAAGACGGAAAAGUCGAAGCGACCACUUCCUGCGGCCCCGUUCAAGGCGUCCUCGAAGACGGCGGGUUCGCUUUCCGCGGAAUACCCUACGCUUUGCCUCCCGUGAACAACAAUCGCUGGAAACCCGCCGAGUCUCUCAACAGAAUCGAGUACUGCUGGAACGGAACUUACCUCGCCCACAAUUCUUCCGAGUUCUGCUGGCAACGCGACCCCUCAGGUCGAGUUUCCGGUUCCGAGGACUGCCUCUACCUCGAUGUCUUCACCCCCCAAGUCCACUACUACUCUCCCCUGCCAGUCGUCGUGAUGAUCGGUGCCGACACAAUGUCUGGUGGUUCUCCAGGUGUCAUGCAGCCAUCAGCAAAACUAGCCCGUGUUCGCGACAUGGUUUUCGUCCGUCCCAAUUUCCGUCUCGGAGUAUUCGGUUUCCUCGCCGCGGAGCCGCUCACUAGGUCCAGUUACCCCCCGACAUCCGGGAACUACGGUCUCUCAGACAUUAUCGCUGUCUUAAAAUGGGUCCAGCUGAACAUCCAGCACUUCGGUGGUGACAAAGACUCAGUAACCAUUUGGGGACAUCGUGCCGGGGGUACUUUGGUAUCAGCAAUCUUAGCAUCGCGUCAAGGCAAAGAGAAAGACAAUGACAAGAAAUUAUUUUCCCGCGCUUGGAUAUCCAGCAGCAGCGUUUUGUUCCCCACAAAACCACUUAAUGCCUCUGAAAGAAUGGCCGAGUCAUUCUUCAACAACAUCCAGUGCAGGGAAAUUUCUUGUCUUCGCAGUAAAUCAGCCGAGAGUAUAAUGGAGGCGGUGCCAUCAAACUGGUACCAGCAUGACACGGGACUACCUGAGCCUCGCGAGGCAUCUUCCGCUGAAUGGAGACACGAGUGGCUGGUGAACGACGGACUGAUUAUCUACGAGGACAUUCUCCACGUUCUGCAACGCGACGGGCCUCCGGUUUUGACGGUAAUGGGAACUACUGCGCACGCGGCGACACCAGAGAGAUUCCGGAAGUCAAACGCUACCAUAGAACCCACCCAGGUCGAGAGAAUCGUCCGCGAUUCGUUGCUGGGAACCAGCGGUCUUGCUGACGAAGCCAUCGCGCGGUACAACGCGACGUUAAAAGGACUCGUGUCGAUGAUUUCUGACAUACGCGUGGUCUGCCCGCUUUGGAACUUCACUAAAUCGGUCAGCAAUGAAGACCGGGAUGUUCCAUUUUACUUGUCGACUCAGCCGAGAGGUCACCUGGCAGACGUUGACGGCGACGUCGCUUCGAUACUGGGAUCCUAUACUGCGAGAGCUCCGGAGCAGAAGAGACACGUGUCCGCGAUCCAGCAGCUUUUUAAUCAGUUUGUCUGGCAUGGAAAGAUCGUCGACGCGGCCAAUGUCCCCAAGUCACGGACUGUCAUUGUCGUGGGUCAGGACAUUCUGCCCCAGAGAGAUCACGACAAUUGUGACUUCUGGAUUAAGAAUAAUAUUGUACCCAGAUACGCGAGGUUGGAUUAAAUUUAAUCGUGUUUUGAUUUUUUUUUUAAAGAUAUGCUUGCGAUCACGGAAAUUUGCUACACGCAAUGUCUGGAGGCUAUGCACGAUGUAACGUGUGAUUGUGGAUAAAUUAUUGUAUAUUGAUAAUUGAUUAUUGAUUAUUGAUACGGAUUGAGGGAAAGAAAAAUCGGCGGGAGUUUUUAAAUUUGAAUCGCGGACUAGAGACGAGAGCGAGGACGAUUUGGUGAUUUUUUAUUAGGAAAUUCGGAAAAUUUUUGGAGGUCGAGUCUGGAGAUUUUUGGAUUUUGAACUGAUGGAUUUUUUUUUGUGAAUUUUCCGAGCUAGGAAUUUAAUGAGGAAAAUUUUAAUUUUUGACUUGGGAUUUUUUGAUGGGUGAUUUUGUAAAAUUUUUUAGAAUUGAGAUUUUUUGGGUUUUCCGGAUUUUCUUGGUGGAAUUUUCCUGAAGGAAAUGAAAAUUUCCCUGUCAUGUGGGUACUCAUUUUAAAGGAAAUUUUAUCUAGAAUAAGAAAACAAUACUCAUUUUGCAAAAAAAAAGUUUUUGAUGAAAAUUGAAAAUUUUCUUUUUAAAAAUUUUCCUGUCAUGUGGGUACUCAUUUUAGAGGAAAUUUUAUCUAGAAUGAGGACACAGUAUCCAUUUUGCAAAAAAAAAAAAUUUUUAUGAAAAUUGAAAAUUUUUUUUUUAGAAGGAAAUGAAAAAAUUUUUUUAAAAAUAAUUUUCCUUACAUGUGGGUACUCAUUUAAAAGGAAAUUAAAAAUUUUUCAUACUUUUUUAGUCCUCCCAAUUUUUUCUAAAAAAAAAUAAAAUCGGUCCUUGAAAGCCAGACAUCGAUUUAUUUAUUUAAAUUCACUGCCGAUUUAAAAAUAAAAACUGCUCACUUUUAUAAUUAAAUUUUAUAAAAAAUUUCCAUACCGAUAA
Messenger RNA from Microplitis demolitor, 3414 nucleotides. It is a transcript of the gene Nrt, whose product is annotated as neurotactin. The coding region runs from base 330 to 2498 and encodes 722 amino acids. The record is from RefSeq and is a predicted model, not a curated record. Lineage: Eukaryota; Metazoa; Arthropoda; Insecta; Hymenoptera; Braconidae. The transcript is spliced from 5 exons.